AUUGCCGAGAGAGCGUGCUGUGGCGUUCCCUGCAAAUGUUCUGGGCAAAGAGGAGACCGAGGACCUCUGGGCAGCGUCGGGCCAAAGGGCAUGUCUGGAGAAGAUGGCUAUCGAGGUUACCCUGGGGAUGAAGGUGGACCAGGUGAACGUGGGCCUCCGGGGGUGAACGGCACUCAAGGUUUCCAAGGAUGCCCAGGCCAGAGAGGAACAAAGGGUUCCCGUGGAUUCCCAGGAGAAAAGGGAGAACUGGGAGAGAUAGGCCUGGAUGGGCUGAAUGGAGAAGAGGGAGACAAAGGAUUGCCCGGCUCUUCUGGAGACAGAGGCAGCGCUGGCAGAAGGGGAGACCGAGGCGCUAAAGGAGAAAAAGGAGAAAGAGGAGAAAUGGGAAUUCGAGGCGAUCCGGGUGAAAUUGGACUGGACAGUCAACAGCGAGGGCCCAAAGGAGAGAAGGGUGAAAUCGGCCCCGUGGGAGUUCCUGGACUGGAUGGGAGACCCGGCGGUCCUGGAGGAAUUGGGAAGGACGUGAGUAUAUCUUGUUCCUUUACCCAGGGAUGGACGCUGGGGCCAAGCCACUGGACCUCCCUCUGCUCUUGGAGGAAGUAG
Messenger RNA from Gracilinanus agilis (Agile Gracile Mouse Opossum), 603 nucleotides. RefSeq names its product collagen alpha-3(VI) chain-like. The transcript is spliced from 9 exons. The record is from RefSeq and is a predicted model, not a curated record. Lineage: Eukaryota; Metazoa; Chordata; Mammalia; Didelphimorphia; Didelphidae. Bases 91 to 603 code for a protein of 170 amino acids.